Messenger RNA from Metarhizium brunneum ARSEF 3297, 1299 nucleotides. It is a transcript of the gene alg-3, whose product is annotated as Dol-P-Man:Man(5)GlcNAc(2)-PP-Dol alpha-1,3-mannosyltransferase. Gene Ontology annotation, molecular function: dol-P-Man:Man(5)GlcNAc(2)-PP-Dol alpha-1,3-mannosyltransferase activity. Gene Ontology annotation, cellular component: endoplasmic reticulum. The record is from RefSeq and is a predicted model, not a curated record. Lineage: Eukaryota; Fungi; Ascomycota; Sordariomycetes; Hypocreales; Clavicipitaceae.
AUGGCGCCUCACGAGCCUCCGCACAAGCAAGCCCUCCGCUUCGCGCUCGACGUCGCCAACGGCCGCCAUGCAUUGUCCAAGCUCGUCCCCCUCGUGCUGUGGCUCGCAGACGCCGUGCUCUGUGGCCUGGUCAUCUGGAAAGUACCAUAUACCGAAAUCGACUGGGUGGCCUACAUGGAGCAGGUUGCGCAAUUCGUCGCCGGCGAACGAGACUAUACCAAGAUGGAGGGAGGCACGGGGCCGCUGGUGUAUCCGGCUGCCCACGUCUACGUGUACACGGGGCUCUAUUACCUGACGGAUCGCGGCAAGAAUGUUCUGCUGGCGCAGCAGACUUUUGCGGUGCUCUACAUGGCUACUUUGGCUGUGGUCAUGCUGUGCUACUGGAAGGCCAAGGUCCCGCCGUACAUCUUCCCGUUGUUGAUUCUGUCCAAGCGGCUGCAUAGCGUUUUCCUUCUCCGAUGCUUCAAUGAUUGCUUCGCCGCGUUCUUCAUGUGGCUGGCUAUAUUCUUUUUCCAGAGGCGGCAGUGGACGAUGGGCAGCAUAGCGUACAGCUGGGGGCUGGGGAUCAAGAUGUCACUGUUGCUCUCGCUGCCGGCUGUCGGCAUAGUGCUGUUCCUGGGCCGGGGCUUUGGUGGGAGUCUGCGGCUUGCGUGGCUCAUGGCUCAGGUGCAGCUUGUCAUUGCGCUUCCAUUCGUGGCCAAGAAUUGGCGGGGUUAUUUGGGCAGGGCGUUUGAGCUCUCGAGGCAGUUCAAGUUUGAAUGGACCGUCAAUUGGCGCAUGAUGGGGGAAGAAUUGUUUCUCAGUAAACAGUUUGCCACGGUUCUACUUGUCCUGCACGCCCUGGUACUCUUGAUCUUUGUCACUUCUCGGUGGCUGCAGCCGGCUCGUCGAUCAUUGGUAUCAUUGAUUUCUCCUAUGCUUCGCGGCCGGUCCCCUUUUACUCCGGCCGAGGAACUUGCAGUUUCCAGCCGAGUCACCCCCGACUACAUCAUGACCACGAUCCUCUCGGCCAAUGUUGUCGGGCUGCUUUUUGCCAGGUCGCUGCACUACCAGUUCUAUGCGUAUCUGGCCUGGGCCACUCCGUAUUUGCUGUGGAAGGCUUGGCCGUAUACCCCCGUGGUUUACUUGUUGUGGGCAGUUCAAGAAGCGGCGUGGAAUACCUUUCCCAGCACAGACCUCAGCUCAACAAUUGUAGUGAACGUGCUUCUGAUGACGGUGGUGCUGGUCUAUUUCGGCACUUUGAAGCCCGUCAGGUCGGGGGAGCGGAAAAAGGCAAAGGCUUCAAAAAAGAAUAGGUGA